Molecule: messenger RNA, 729 nt
Organism: Vitis riparia (riverbank grape)
Lineage: Eukaryota; Viridiplantae; Streptophyta; Magnoliopsida; Vitales; Vitaceae
Product: disease resistance protein RUN1-like
Exons: 2
Coding region: 1-729 (242 amino acids)
Biological process (GO): defense response
Molecular function (GO): ADP binding
Source: RefSeq, a predicted model, not a curated record
AUGCUGAUCAGUCGUCCUGAACUCUUACAUAUUGAUGACAACCUGGUAGGAAUCAAUUCCCGUUUGGAAGAAAUGUUGUCACUAUUAUGUAUGGAGUCAAAUGAUGUUCGAAUGAUAGGAAUACAUGGAAUUGCUGGAAUAGGCAAGACUACCCUCGCCAAAGGAAUAUACAACCAAAUUGCUCAUCAAUUCGAAGAUACUAGCUUUCUUUCAAAUGUUGCAGAGGUAGAGGAACACCGUGGAUCGCUUGGAUUACAAAGACAACUUCUAGAAGAUAUCCUAUGGAAAAAAAUUGCACGCAUAAGCAACAUUGAUGAAGGCAUUAGCUUGAUAAAGAAGACGCUUUGCUCUAGAAAGGUUCUUAUCAUUCUAGAUGCUGUUAGUGCUUUGACUCAAUUAGAAUCUUGGCAGGGAGCCAUCACUGGUUUGGUUCAGGCAGACCUUCCUGACGAUAGGUUUUGGGAGCUCUCCGGACAUGCAUUAAAUUACUGUGAUGGACUUCCGCUUGCUGUUAAAGUUGUGGGAGCUUUCCUGUAUCGCAAGCCGGAGCUUGAAUGGGAAGAUGAACUGCUUAAGCUAACAACAGUAGGGGACGUGACAGUCCAAAAAGUGCUUAGAUUAAGUUACGAUAGACUGGAUCACACAGAAAAGGAUCUAUUCCUUGAUAUUGCAUGCUUCUUCAGAGGGAAGGACUCAGAUUCUGUUGGAAGAAUACUUGACAUGCAGUAG